UGGGCAGCCCGGCCCCCGCCUGGUACCACCGAGAUCUGAGCCGUGCUGCAGCGGAGGAGCUGCUGGCCCGGGCGGGCCGUGAUGGCAGCUUCCUGGUCCGAGACAGCGAGAGCGUGGCGGGAGCCUUUGCGCUCUGCGUCCUGUAUCAGAAGCAUGUGCACACAUAUCGAAUUCUACCUGAUGGAGAAGAUUUUCUGGCUGUACAGACUUCGCAGGGUGUGCCUGUGCGCCGCUUCCAGACCCUGGGCGAGCUCAUCGGUCUGUAUGCCCAGCCCAACCAGGGCCUGGUGUGCGCCCUGUUGUUGCCUGUGGAACGGGAGCGAGAGCCAGACCUGCCCGAUGACCGAGAUGCCUCGGAUGGGGAGGAUGAGAAGCCCCCGCUGCCCCCGCGUUCUGGCUCCACCAGCAUUUCUGCCCCUGGGACCCAGCAGCCCCCCGCCAGCCCCUGAGACCCCUACAACUCCGGCUGCUGAGAGUGCACCCAAUGGGCUGAGCACUGUCUCACACGAGUACCUGAAGGGCAGCUACGGGCUGGACCUGGAAGCUGUGCGGGGCGGAGCCAGCAAUCUGCCCCACCUUACCCGGACCCUCGCCACCUCAUGCAGGAGGCUGCACAGCGAGGUGGACAAGGUCCUGUCAGGUCUGGAGAUCCUGACCAAGGUGUUUGACCAGCAGAGCUCACCUAUGGUGACCCGCCUUUUGCAGCAGCCGAAUCCAGCACAGACUGGGGAACAGGAGCUAGAGAGCCUGGUAUUGAAGCUGUCGGUGCUAAAGGACUUCCUGUCAGGCAUCCAGAAGAAGGCCCUCAAGGCCCUACAGGAUAUGAGCUCUACAGCCCCGCCAGCCCCACUGCAGCCAUCCACACGUAAGGCCAAGACCAUCCCCGUGCAGGCCUUUGAGGUGAAGCUAGAUGUGACCCUGGGUGAUUUGACCAAGAUUGGAAAGUCACAGAAGUUCACACUGAGCGUGGAUGUGGAGGGUGGGCGGCUAGUGCUACUUCGAAGACAGCGUGACUCACAGGAAGACUGGACAACCUUCACACAUGACCGCAUCCGCCAGCUCAUUAAGUCUCAGCGUGUCCAGAACAAGCUGGGUGUAGUCUUUGAGAAGGAGAAGGACCGGACACAGCGCAAGGAUUUCAUUUUUGUCAGUGCCCGGAAGCGGGAGGCCUUCUGCCAGCUGCUGCAGCUCAUGAAGAAUAAGCACUCCAAGCAAGAUGAGCCCGACAUGAUCUCUGUCUUCAUUGGCACCUGGAAUAUGGGAAGUGUGCCACCUCCAAAAAAUGUGACAUCUUGGUUCACCUCAAGAGGUCUGGGGAAGACCCUGGAUGAGGUCACAGUGACCAUACCCCAUGACAUCUAUGUCUUUGGGACCCAGGAGAACUCUGUGGGUGAUCGUGAGUGGCUGGACCUGCUACGUGGGGGCCUCAAGGAGCUCACAGAUUUGGAUUACCGCCCGAUUGCCAUGCAGUCACUGUGGAACAUCAAGGUGGCUGUGCUGGUGAAGCCAGAGCAUGAGAACCGCAUCAGUCAUGUUAGUACAUCUAGCGUGAAGACUGGCAUUGCCAACACCCUGGGAAACAAGGGGGCCGUGGGUGUCUCUUUCAUGUUCAAUGGCACCUCGUUUGGCUUUGUGAAUUGCCACCUCACCUCGGGAAAUGAGAAGACUGCCCGACGGAACCAGAACUACCUGGACAUCCUGCGGCUGCUGUCGCUGGGCGACCGGCAGCUCAGUGCCUUUGACAUCUCUCUGCGCUUCACUCACCUUUUCUGGUUUGGGGACCUCAACUACCGCCUGGACAUGGACAUCCAGGAGAUCUUGAACUACAUCAGCAGGAAGGAGUUUGAGCCCCUGCUCAGGGUGGACCAGCUCAACUUGGAACGGGAAAAGCACAAGGUCUUCCUUCGUUUCAGUGAAGAGGAGAUCUCCUUCCCACCCACCUAUCGCUAUGAGCGGGGUUCCCGGGACACGUAUGCCUGGCACAAACAGAAGCCAACGGGGGUCCGGACCAAUGUGCCUUCAUGGUGUGACCGGAUUCUCUGGAAAUCCUAUCCCGAGACUCACAUCAUCUGCAAUUCCUAUGGUUGUACUGAUGACAUCGUCACUAGUGACCACUCACCUGUGUUUGGGGCAUUUGAGGUGGGAGUCACCUCUCAGUUCAUCUCCAAGAAAGGGCUCUCCAAGACUUCGGACCAGGCCUACAUUGAGUUUGAGAGCAUUGAGGCCAUUGUGAAGACAGCCAGUCGUACCAAGUUCUUCAUUGAGUUCUACUCCACCUGCCUGGAGGAGUACAAGAAGAGCUUUGAGAAUGAUGCCCAGAGCAGUGACAACAUCAACUUCCUCAAGGUGCAAUGGUCCUCGCGCCAGCUGCCCACGCUCAAGCCGAUUCUGGCUGACAUUGAGUACCUGCAGGACCAGCAUCUUCUGCUCACUGUCAAGUCCAUGGAUGGCUACGAAUCCUAUGGGGAGUGCGUGGUGGCGCUCAAGUCCAUGAUUGGCAGCACAGCACAGCAAUUCCUAACCUUCCUGUCCCACCGUGGUGAAGAAACAGGCAACAUCCGUGGCUCCAUGAAGGUGCGGGUGCCCACAGAGCGCCUGGGCACCCGUGAGCGACUCUACGAGUGGAUCAGCAUUGAUAAGGAUGAGGCAGGAACAAAGAGCAAAGCCCCUUCUGUGUCCCGCAGCAGCCAGGAGCCCAGGUCAGGGAGCCGAAAGCCAGCCCCCACAGAGGCUUCCUGCCCACUGUCCAAGUUAUUUGAAGAACCAGAGAAACCACCACCAACGGGGAGGCCCCCUGCCCCACCUCGAGCAGCACCCCGGGAGGAGCCCUUGACCCCCAGGUCAAAGCCAGAGGGGGUGCCAGAGCUGGAAGGGGUAACGACUCCCCCACCCAAGAACAGCUUCAAUAACCCUGCCUACUACGUCCUUGAAGGGGUCCCACACCAGCUGCUGCCCCCGGAGCCACCCUCACCUGCCAGGGCGCCGGUGUCAUCUGCCACCAAGAACAAAGUGGCCAUAACAGUACCUGCUCCGCAGCUUGGGCGCCACCGGGGCCCCCGUGUGGGAGAGGGGAGUUCAUCAGAUGAGGAGUCUGGGGGCACAUUGCCCCCUCCAGACUUUCCACCUCCACCACUACCAGACUCUGCCAUCUUCCUGCCCCCCAAUCUGGAUCCUUUGCCAGGGCCACUGGUCCGGGGUCGUGGUGGGGGUGAAACCCGUGGCCCACCACCUCCCAAAGCCCAUCCAAGACCCCCACUGCCUCCAGGCCCCUCUGCCACCAGCACUUUCCUGGGGGAAGUAGUCAGUGGGGAUGAUCGCUCCUGCUCAGUGCUGCAGAUGGCCAAGACACUGAGUGAGGUGGACUAUGCUCCUGCUGGGCCUGGCCGCUCAGUGCUCCUGCCAAGCGCCCUGGAGCUGCGCACCCCGGGGAAUGGCCUCAGACUAUGGCCGGCCUCUCAGCUUCCCUCCUCCUCGCAUCCGAGAGAGCAUCCAGGAGGACCUGGCAGAGGAGGCUCCGUGCCCACAGGGUGGGCGGGCCGGCGGGCUGGGAGAGGCUGGCAUGGGCGCCUGGCUGCGGGCCAUCGGCUUGGAGCGUUAUGAGGAGGGCCUGGUGCACAAUGGCUGGGACGACCUGGAGUUUCUCAGCGAUAUCACCGAGGAAGAUCUGGAGGAGGCUGGGGUGCAGGACCCGGCUCACAAGCGCCUCCUCCUGGACACCUUGCAGCUCAGCAAGU
Condylura cristata (star-nosed mole) is the source of this 3734-nucleotide messenger RNA. RefSeq names its product inositol polyphosphate phosphatase-like 1 (gene INPPL1). The record is from RefSeq and is a predicted model, not a curated record. Gene Ontology annotation, biological process: phosphatidylinositol dephosphorylation. Gene Ontology annotation, molecular function: phosphatase activity. Lineage: Eukaryota; Metazoa; Chordata; Mammalia; Eulipotyphla; Talpidae.